UGUUACGUGUUUUAUUUGUAAGGUUAUGUUUUGAAAAAUAGCGAUUUGUAACAAGAACAUUAAAUAUAUUGCGUUCCGUCUAUUUUGUGACAAAUAAAAUAAUAUUAAAAAGGAAUGACUCUACAAGAGAGGCACGAACAAAUUCUAGACAGAUGCGUUGAAUCUCUAAAAACAUGGAAAGAUUUGAUCGCAGAAUACAUCGAUGAAGAUGAUAGUGUUGCUGAGAUUAACAAACUAAAAGAAACCACUGAAAGUUAUUGUGAUAUUAGUCGAAAAUUUAAGAGUUCAUUAAGAGCUAUAGAAAAAACAGAGGAACAACUCGGUAAUGAAAGCGAAGAAUGCACUAGAAAUGUCAAAGAACUCUUUGAAGAAAAUUUGAAACAAGAAGAAGAGACUACUGAGGAAUACACCGACAGCGAUAUCUGGCAAAACGUUUUUAAAGGAAUGAGCGACGUAAUGGAAGUAAAAAGUAAAAGGAAAAAACUUAACGAUAGCGAAUUUGAGGAGUUAGGUGAUUCGUUGUUUUGUUCAAAUGUAUUUACUCCCCCAAUUGAUCCUAUCAGUAAAGUUAUUAUUAGAGAUCCCGUGAGAAGCAGGAAGUGUAAACAUGUUUAUGAACGUGCUAUGAUUACUGAUUAUAUAAAACAACAGAAGAGGAAGGCAAAGUGCCCAUAUGUUGGUUGCAGUAGUAAGCAGUUACUAAUGUCUGACAUUACUGAAGAUUCUGAACUUCAGAGCCAGAUAACGCAAUAUAUGGAGAAUCGUGUUGAUGAAGAUACAGACGAUUGACAAUUUUUUGUUAUAUGUAUACACUUAGAUUUGUAUUUUUUCUAAUAAAACUUUAUCAAGAUUAAUAUAACUUUAUUG
Anoplophora glabripennis (Asian longhorned beetle) is the source of this 867-nucleotide messenger RNA. Its product is annotated as E3 SUMO-protein ligase NSE2-like. Gene Ontology annotation, molecular function: zinc ion binding; ubiquitin-protein transferase activity; SUMO ligase activity. Bases 115 to 789 code for a protein of 224 amino acids. The transcript has a single exon. Gene Ontology annotation, cellular component: Smc5-Smc6 complex; nucleus. Gene Ontology annotation, biological process: protein sumoylation; protein ubiquitination; double-strand break repair via homologous recombination. NCBI's taxonomy places the organism in Eukaryota, Metazoa, Arthropoda, Insecta, Coleoptera, Cerambycidae. The record is from RefSeq and is a predicted model, not a curated record.